Molecule: messenger RNA, 6239 nt
Organism: Bufo gargarizans (Asiatic toad)
Lineage: Eukaryota; Metazoa; Chordata; Amphibia; Anura; Bufonidae
Gene: CLCN1
Product: chloride voltage-gated channel 1
Exons: 23
Coding region: 370-3192 (940 amino acids)
Biological process (GO): chloride transport; transmembrane transport
Cellular component (GO): membrane
Molecular function (GO): voltage-gated chloride channel activity
Source: RefSeq, a predicted model, not a curated record
UACAGGCUUGGAGUGUGAGGAGCCCUUAAGUUUGCCCAGGACAUUUAUUAAGAGAGAUAAGAAGAGACAUUAAGACAUUGAGGAGAGGACAGAGGGAAGUCACAGAGUGAAGACCCCAAUACACAACCUGAAGAGGGUGACAGGCAUUUAAUGAAGGGCUCAAGCUUUCAAGAAGAAGACUCAAGACGUCUCAUGAAAGGGACACACUUACAAGGACGUAGAAGACAAAUAAUCUUUAGUAAGAGAUAGUCUUUAGGCAGAGGGAGACAUCUUCUAGACUGAAGAAGGGUAUGAGAAGCAAAGGGCAGGGUGCAAGUCAAUGAGAGACUGUUGGUAAAGGAUCGAUUCAAGGAGGUCAUUUUGGGCGGCAUGGAGAGAACGGAAGCCCCCAAGAAGUCACAAAAUAAUGCUUGCAAGUCAGGGUGGUGGGGUGAUGACCCCCAGUAUCAGUAUAUGCAAUUACGAGAAUCCUCCAGAUAUGGGAUUCCCAAACAGACACCACCUACCAUGCAGGAGAGUCCAGGGGAGCAACCCCCAACCGAAACCAAGACCUAUGGCCAUUAUACAGAAGAACUUUCUCAAUUUGCUCGUAAGGAAGCUGCCAGAUUACGGCAACACAGGCAAAGUUCAAGUGCAAGCGCGAUCAAACCCCCUGAUGUUCAGAAGCAGUGUUACUCCAAGUGUCAUGCUUGUGUACAGCGAGUAAAGAAAUAUUUCAUCAAAAAGUUGGGAGAAGAUUGGAUAUUCCUUGUACUUCUUGGUCUGGUCAUGGCAUUGGUGAGCUGGAGCAUGGACUACGCCAGUGCAAAGAGUAUACAGGCAUAUAAGUGGAUGUAUAAAGAAGCUUCUGACAAUGUCUGGUACCAAUAUUUGGCCUGGGUGUCCUACCCUGUUAUCCUUAUACUAUUUGCUGCAGUGUUUUGCCACUUAGUAGCUCCACAAGCCAUAGGUUCUGGCAUCCCAGAGCUAAAAGUUAUUCUCCGAGGUGUCGUACUGAAAGAAUACUUGACUCUCAAAGCCUUCAUUGCCAAAGUGAUUGGGCUGACGGCCUCCUUGGGGAGUGGGAUGCCUCUAGGAAAAGAGGGUCCAUUUGUGCACAUUGCAAGUAUCUGUGCGGCCGUCCUAAGCAAAUUCAUGUCCGUGUUUUGUGGAGUCUAUGAGCAGGCGUAUUAUUACACUGACGUACUCACUGUGGGAUGCGCUGUUGGUGUUGGCUGUUGCUUUGGAACCCCAUUAGGAGGUGUCUUGUUCAGCAUUGAGGUCACAUCCUCCUACUUUGCGGUGAGGAACUAUUGGCGUGGUUUCUUUGCAGCAACUUUCAGUGCCUUCAUCUUCCGGGUCCUUGCUGUGUGGAACAAGGAUGCAGUCACCAUUACGGCACUUUUCCGCACCAAUUUCCGAAUGGAGUUUCCCUUUGACCUCCAGGAGCUACCAGCAUUUGCAGUAAUUGGAAUCUGUUGCGGUUUCCUCGGGGCCUUUUUUGUGUACUUAAAUCGACAGGUGGUGCUUGGGAUCCGCAAGAACCAGAUCUUGAGCAGUUUUCUGAGCCGUUAUCGUUUUAUGUAUCCGGCAGUAGUUACUUUCUGCAUUGCAACGCUUACCUUCCCACAAGGAUUUGGGCAGUUCAUGGCUGGAGAGCUUAUGCCCCGGGAAAGCAUCACUGUGCUCUUCGAUAACCAAACCUGGACCAAGCAUGAGGGUAAUACCUCAAUACUGGGACGUUCCGCUGCCUUCAUCCAUCCCUCUGUUAGCGUGUUUGUCACUCUGCCUCUGUUCUUCAUCAUGAAGUUCCUGAUGUCGGUCGUUGCUACCACGAUGCCGAUACCCUGCGGAGCCUUCAUGCCAGUGUUCGUAUUAGGGGCUUCCUUUGGAAGAAUUGUUGGAGAGCUGAUGGCCUAUCUCUUCCCCAAUGGAAUUCUCUUUGAUGGGAUUGUCUACAAGAUAUUACCGGGGGGAUACGCUGUGAUUGGUGCGGCUGCACUGACUGGCGCCGUUACGCACACGGUCUCCACUGCUGUCAUCUGCUUUGAGUUGACAGGGCAGAUCUCUCACAUUCUCCCUAUGCUCAUCUCCGUCAUCAUGGCGAACGUGGUGGCUCAGAACCUCCAGCCAAGUCUUUACGAUUCCAUCAUUCAGACCAAGAAAUUGCCGUACUUACCCGACCUGUCCUCAUCUCACGUCAGUAAAUACAACAUUUUUGUGGAGGAUAUUAUGGUGAGAGAAGUUCGCUAUGUGUCUUCCCUCUGCACCUACAAUGACCUUCUUAACGUCCUGAAGACCUGCUCUCACAAAACACUGCCCCUAGUGGAGUCAAGCGAAUGUAUGGUUCUUCUGGGGUCAAUUGAGAGAUCCGAGAUUGUGGCUUUAUUGGACAGAGUCCUAUGUAAGGAGAGAAGACUCCGUAUGGCUUCACCCCCCUAUAAAGGGCAGAGGAUAACCGGUCCGGGGGGCAAACGGGACUCCUUCCGAUACGUAGAUGACGAAGAGGCGGGAGUAGAGGAGGAGGAGAAGAAAGAGCCGAUCGAGGAAUGCAACGGUCCCAUCACCCUAAAUAAUUCUGGGGAGACGCCCACAACUCCACCAGAGCCAGACAGUUGCUGCAAGAGGUUCCGUUCCUCCCUAGCAGGAAUCUUCUGCAGGUCUGAGAAGAAACCUGAAGAACCCUCAGAGGAAUCUGAUCUUGAAGACACAAUGACACCAGAAGAGAUUGCAGUCUGGGAGCAACAAGAGCUGGGGAAGGUGGCCUCCUUCGAUAGCUGUCUCAUUGACCCAUCACCAUUUCAGCUUGUGGAGAGGACAUCACUUCACAAGACGCACACACUCUUCUCUCUCCUCGGCCUUAGCCAGGCGUAUAUCACCAGUGGGGGGAAGCUGAGGGGAGUCAUCGCUCUGAAAGAGCUUCAAAAGGCCAUUGAAGGAACCGCCCAGUCCGGUGUCCGCCUGCGCCCGCCUUUUGCCAGUUUCCGCGACGCCAGUCGUUCACUGUCUCGAAAGGAAUCCCAAAGACCGAUCCCUAAGGCUCCGCCAUCUCCUGACCCUUCCAUGAUGCCUGAUGAACCCAUAACUUUAGCUUCUCCGGAAGUGACACCAGACUCGGAGCUGGAUGACCUGUCAGGUCAAGGAUCGGAGAACGUAUCACAGAUCCUGAGGGACUUCCAAACGUCUGCAGAGCACAGUGAGGAGGAUUUGUAACCUUCAUCCAUAAUGCCUCUGGGGCCAGGACAGGUUAUCCAGCAUCUGGCAAAGUUGGAUCUACUGUUAAGAACUUUCUGAAGGCUCCUAGAAUGGAGGUGACUUCUCUCGUAAGCCCGGUGGUCCCAACACCUGGUCUACAUACUUACAUUAAGUACAUUUGAUUGACUGCUACUAUUAUAACAUUGUCAUUCAAGACACUCAAGGAAACCUGUAUCUUCUUGUAAGGUUCUUCAAGAAAUGUAUCAAAGACUAACCUCAACCCUUCUUCGUUAUGUCAACGCUCUGCAUUCCUCAACAAGAAACCAACUCCUAAACAUCAAGUAAUACAACCACCAGCAUCCUCUGAACCCCUCUGAUACCAAUAUGAUAUCCGAGUCUCAUCCUCUCCAGUUAGAAAGCCAGCUGAUGCCUGUAAACGUCAGUCUCCAGUGAUCCAGAGAAUGGACUUCAUAAGAGCUUCUAGAAGGAACCACUGUGUUUGAGGUUGAGGUUUACAGUUGGAUGUUGGAUGAUAGGUAAUGGUAGAGUAGAGGCAAAAAAUAUAAAGUUUCCACCCUAUAAUGGGUGAAAAACCUAUACUGUCACCUAUGGUAACUAAUGGUGCUCCAAAUUUCAAAAAAAGCUUUAGAAAAAUGUGUUUUUUUUGGUUGCAUAUGGCAACAUCAUUGCUUUCCCCCUGCAUUUGAUUUUAUACAUUACCCCAGGUCUCUCUCUCUGAUCCACACCACUAUUACAUGUUAGGUUGGGGCCCUGGUACAGAUUUGGAAUUGUGGCCAAAAAGUUUGUUCCUCUGCAUGAUUUGUAAUGACCAUGUUGGCUUUGCCAUAAUUCAUUGGAGCCAUAUAAUUACUAGUUUCUGUCACUACUACAAACAAAUAAAAAUAAAUAAAUAAAAAAAACUAAAUAACAUUUAAAUUAAAGUUUUAAUGUAAUUUUAAAUAGAAAAUAAAAUUAGUAUAGGAAACUUAGCCCUAUGUAUUUCAGCAGCAGCCAUGAGAGCACCUCUCUCUUCCCCUCUCCUAGCAGGAAUAGCAGGAAGUCCCAGCACGAAAUCACAAACUAUUAGACUUUUCCACUUUGUAGCUAUUUAUGUUUUAGGUCCCUCAAGUGAUCACAUGCUGCUAGAUGUCAGUUAUUGCUGACCCGUUCAGUUGGGGGGGGUGACAUAAAGGUUGAAGUAGCUGUCCACCAUGAUUCCCUCUAUUGCUCCCAAGUGUUUAUAAGUUAUGGGGGCCCUGAGGAGUGUUGUUGCCCACUUUUUACCAGUCCCCCACAACUUUGAAGUCUGAGAAGUCUUCAUGCUCCCUUAGGUACCAUUGUCUGUGUUCAAAUGCACCCACUGCACCCCUUGCCAGGUCUGCGGACCCCCCACCCCCCUAGUAAUACAGCAAAAUAAAAUCUCCAUAUAGUGCUCAAAUAUCAGUGCUAUGUAAUGCCUGAAUAAUACUGGGAUUUUAAUAGCGUGAAGCAGACCGAGAAGUCUACUGGUUGCUCUUCAGUGGCUGGCAGAAGUCCACUUCUGAGCCAUAAGACCACUGUUCUCAUGGACCACAUAUGGUGAGGAUAGGGUGUAGAGGGCAUCUAGGAGGGGUUGGUGGAGCUAUUGACUUUUGUUUGGGCUAUAAACUCACUUUUCUGGUAGUACCACCUUAAUACCUUUGGAAAUGUAAGAAAAUUUUCUUGGCCAAUUUUUAGAAAUAGAUCAUGUAUGAUGGACCUUGUGGAUCGAAUACACUCAUCAUUGCUCACCAUUUACAUUCUUGAAACCUCAGUCUUAUGGAGGAGCUCAUGUUCUGGACGUUGCCCGGAGUCAAAGAGAAGGACACGCCAAGUCUUAACGUUUAAUACAGUAGCAGCCAUAUUUAUAGUGCUAUAAUGCCGCAGCCACCCUCACAUUACCUGCACGUAUUAAAGAGAUUGCAAGGAACGCAGCCCUCCUGCAGAGCGAUGUCACUACACGUGGAUGGACUUAAAGUCUAUAUGGUCUUAUUUUUCUACUAAGAUGCCAAAUGCUUUUAUAUAUCUUGCACUUGAUGUUGAUUUUGUGAGAUAAAUGAAUCAGUAGAUUUAUAAAAAUGUAUGUUCUUUAUGAUGACCAAGACAGGAGACUAUGAUUAUACGUUAUCCAUUGUACUGUCUAUGGGGGGGAUUUCUUAAAACAAGGGCAUUUCUUAGAGGAAACCAUAACCUGAUGGGUGGAAAUAUUUAUUUUUCCUUGACCAACGCAUUUCACGAGCAUGCAGUUCAGAAGGUGAACCACUAGAGGGCAGCAAAACGAUUGUCCUCUUACAGCUAGACCCUAAUCCAAAUGUCAACUGUAAUGGUCAGCAGGAGCCUUAAGUGCACCCCUUCUUCUGGUGGGCUAAUGUCUGAGGGGCUCAUUUAUUACCUACCCUGUACUUCUACCUUGUAUAUACACACUUAAAAAAUGCUCAAUGUUGAUUCACCCCAAAUUCUACAAGAAUAACCAGUGGGAGAUCCAAAAAAUCCAGUCAAAAUCUCUAUGGCUUUUAUUAACCCCUGUUUACCUGGAAAUCCAGUAAACAGCACUAAGUUCUGGACCCCUCAGUCAUCUAGGACUAUUGCUGGUGGUGGGGAAAGGGUUGGACAUCUCCAGUGAUAACCCACGAUGAGUGCAAUGUAUAGAAUGGAUGCAGUAAGCUCCUGAGCUCCCUCUAGUGGUGGCUGCAGGUAGCUGGAAUUUCAUUGUCUAAUUCUAUGUCUAUGUAGAGGAUUUGGAGCUCCGUAUCAGAAAAAAACUGACCUCUAUAAAGAUUCAUUCAAAACUUAAUCUGCAAAUAAUCUUUAUGUUCGGGCGUGGACAUUCUUUAGAUAUGUCAUAAUGGUAAAUGGGCAAUUUCAAAUGGAAAAAAUAGGAAUGGGUCUAAAACCAAAGCCCCUUUAAAUGUGACCCUAAACAUUAUAUUAUGGCUCUUUAUAAGUCCUGACAUUUAUUGGUUUAAUCACCUUCCGAUGCUCAUUUCUACCCGACGUUGAUGCUGCCUUGUAUGAUGUACGUCUCCUGGCCUUGAGAUGGUCAUGUA